This is a messenger RNA of Acipenser ruthenus (sterlet), 8395 nucleotides long. Its product is annotated as phosphatidylinositol 3,4,5-trisphosphate 5-phosphatase 2A. Bases 3240 to 7109 code for a protein of 1289 amino acids. Lineage: Eukaryota; Metazoa; Chordata; Actinopteri; Acipenseriformes; Acipenseridae. Gene Ontology annotation, molecular function: protein binding; phosphatase activity. Gene Ontology annotation, biological process: phosphatidylinositol dephosphorylation. The record is from RefSeq and is a predicted model, not a curated record. The transcript has 28 exons.
AAUAAUGACUGCUUCUUCCUGGUAACUAAUCACUUCCUGUGUCACACGCCCUGACUGCUGCAAGACCAUUGGAGUGAAAGUGAGCUACAUCAAAGGCAGUGAUUUUUAAAGCUUGGUCAUCACUCUCACUUUAAACGCUACUGUAUGUGAGCUACAUUCUCUACAUCCUGGAAUAAGAUCUUAAUGAUCUGGCACAGCUGGCAUACACAAUUGCUGUACACCCAUUGGCUUCAGAAUGUUCAGUUCACUUUCAUUUUGUAGCCAGCUUUAAUAGCUAGGUUGACUGAUGGUUACUCGUGGCAGGAUGCAAACAGCAGAAUCACAUUGCAAGAAAAUCCAUUCAAAGCCACUUCCAUAUUCUGUGCUCAGCAAUUCCUGCUUCUGUUUUUUUGUUGUUUUUUUUUUUUUGUAUUAAUUUAUACUUUUGCCUAGUUACGAUUCCUGGAAAAAGUAUAAAAUGCAACUACUCCAAGAUAUAAUUUUUCCAAAUCCUAAUAGGGCGUAACCUUAACAACACACCCAGACUGUUGUAGGCUUGUCUUAGAUACACACUUCCAUGCAUCAGAUGAAUUCAGAUGCUCAACUCAGGUAACUUCCUCAUUCAAAGGUAUUUAGAUAGAGUUAUUUUUACCAUGACUGUCCCAGAUUAACUUUGAUUUUGUUUCAAUUACACAUUGAAACAAAGGGGAUUCCUCAUACAACUGAGAAAUGAAUACAUUUAAAAACAAAUUACUGCAAUGUGGGGUUUUUUUGGUUUUUUUUAACCCCCAAGUGCUUUUUUGCCGUUUUUUUGUGGUCAGGUUUUCAGUGCUGUAAAUAAUUUCACCUUGUAGAGCUUACUUAACUCUUUCAGAACUAAGUAACUGUACAAUUCAACCAGCCUUAUUUAAUCAUUUCAACAGUUUCAGUGUCGUAUUAAGGAAAUAUAUCACCAAAAAAAUAACCACAUGCGACUGGUUAACUGUCUGUUAUGUAGAGUGGAAUUAUGUUCCACUAUGUUAGUUUCAAGAGUGCAGUUUUGAAAGACAAACCUAGCAAACAUGCAUUUGCAUUUUAAAACAUAACAUCUGGUACUACACUAGGUUAAAGAAAGAUCUCAGUUUGUGGGGGUUUUUUGCCUUCCAGUAAGUCUUUGACUGUUUUACUUCUUAGGCCCUUUUAUCCCAGCAGAGUCUUUGCGGAUCAAAGAAUCGUACUUGCUGCAAAACAUAUCAGUCAUUAGGGGAAGCAGCUGGUUGGUCACUAACAGGACAAAAGGCCCUGAAAGGGUGGGAACAAGUUCACUCUCCAGGUGAAAUGACCAAGGAAGUAUAAAACUAUGUGAAGCAAGGCUUACAAACAGAGAUUUCAUUUUCUAGUCAGUGUAGUACCAGAUAUCACGUUUUAAAAUGAAAACACAUUUUUGCUAAAAAAAAAAAAAAAAAAAAAACACGAUGGAAUUAUGCAGCAGUUUUAAUUUCCAAAGUUUAAGGUAAAAGAAAGAAAAACAAAUGAAUAAAACAAUGUCUUUAUCAUGAUUCUGGUCUGAGUUUAGUUACUGGUGUUGAAAUCUAUAUAUUUUUUGUUUUUAUCGCUACUCUUGCUCACUAGAACUGCCUGGCAAGUUGCGUGCAGGCCUGUAAGGUUUUACCAGGUUUUAUUUGCUUCUGGUUCAGAGAAGAAAACAUUCUCUAAAAAAAAUCUAAAUUUUAGAGAAAGCAAAUCAUUUGGAAUGAUUACAAACAUUAUAAAACAUAUACUAGCUGAAUAUCCAAAGGAAAAAGUUUGGUCAUUUUAGCAAAUGUAGCAUAACAUAAAUGGCAUUAUCUAUCAGUUGUAUUUAAUGUGAUAUAAGAAUGGUCAAUAAUUAUAAUUUUAUUCUAGCCUCUCUACUGUUAUAAAAACUGUUUUCUUUUAGAGUAAUUUCAAGACAAGCAAAAAUGGUUUAGACUCAAAAAUGUUCUCUAAUAUACUAAUGAUCACAACCUGACAUACGGUAAAAUGUUUACGGUAAUAUAAAAAUUAAAACAAACAAAACAGAUGCAUGUCUGUCAUAGGGAUACAAAUAUACUAAUAACAAUACAUGUUUGCUUUAUAACCUCGGCGUUUAUGUUCAUAUUUACUAGGUGGACUUCCCCUUUAAAUAUCGGAAUGGUGAAACGAAGCAGGAAGUUUUCUCGGUAACUUUUUUUUUUUUUUUUGUAAACCGAGCACACUCGUAGGGAGACGUGGAGGACAUGAUUUAGCAGGAAGUGGUAAAGUUAUUCUGCUGUAACAAGCCACUGGAUCAUUUUAUAGCAAGGGGUAUGAAAACAGACGAGGUAUGGAGAGUUUAAACGGGGAGCAAGAUGUUUUUUGUCAAACUGAAAAAGCUUCGCCGCUGGCAGGGGAAAUAGAUUUAUUGUCAUGUUUUUCAAAGUCGUCGAAUACAUAUCUGCGUUGGGAGUACGUGCAAGAAAAGUAGCUAUUAUGAAAAUGCAGGAUAUAUAAACGUCAGAGAGGAUUUAAUUGGAACUGAAUGUGAACUUCACAAAACGAGGCAGACUAGAAGCCUGAGCUAAGGUGUCUGUGCGUUCUUGGUAUAAACUAUUCUAUUAUUAACUAUAAGGAAAUUGAAGCUGGAAAACAAGGACGCAUAAAGGGAAAUCAACUCAUGUAUUGUGAAUGUAUUUUUUUUUUGUUGUUUAGUUUUUUUUAUUCGGAGCCGUCAAGCUGAUUGGUCAAUUCAAGUACUACUAGUACAGUACUACAGUACAGUAAUGUCAACACAGUGACAAAUCAAUCACCAGCCUGAGGAAACAGAAAUACUGACUGUUCUGCAAAAGAAAACUGACUUCAGAGCUGAUCGCUGGAUUUUUUUUUUUAACCGUAUAUAUUUUAUCCUUUUUUAAGGUUUUGUGUAUUUUAUCGUAACAAAUUGAACUGCACACUGACUUGACUAUGACAAGUUGUGUUUACCGCAGUCGUUUUGUUUUGCCUUGGAACAGUUAGUAGAACUAGAAUCCAUUCUUUUGGAGCGAUAUAUUUAACAUUUAUUUUAUUUAAAACGCGAACCCCUUCUGUUUGUUUGGUUCUGUUGUUGAUCCUGCUUUGUAAAUGUAUUUAAGUGUAUUUAUUUCCGUGGGAAAAUUAAUCGGUGGGCUCGUGAAUCCACACUUUCCGGAUUUAUUUUAAGUUAUUUUUUUAUAUACAAUAUCCAAACUAUAUAUAUAUAUAUAUUUUUAUUACUUGGAUUUCAUAACCGAUUUUUUUAAAAAACGAUGAUGGCUGGCGGUGGGGUCUCACCCUCUGGCGGGGCGUCUCCGUUGUGGUAUCACCGGGAUCUGAGCCGAGCUGCGGCCGAGGAGCUAUUGGCCCGGGCAGGUCGGGAUGGAAGCUUCCUAGUUCGGGACAGCGAAAGUGUGAACGGCGCCUACGCCCUCUGCGUCCUGUACCAGAAACACGUGCACACCUACAGGGUUCUCCCAGACGAAGAGGAUUACCUGGCAGUCCAGACAUCGCAGGGUGUUCAAGUGAAGCGCUGCAAGACCCUUCCGGAGCUGAUCCAGCUGUACUUGCAGCCCAGCCAGGGCCUGGUCAGCACACUGCUGUACCCAGUCGAACGGGAGAAGGAGAGCCUAGACGACCGUGACUACUCUGACGGUGAGGAUGAUAAGCCGCCCCUCCCACCUCGCACUGCCUCAACCAGCAACCCCGCCUCCUCAAACUCUGCCCUCGUUCCUGCAGGACAGGACAGCCAAACAGACCGCAGUGGUGCCAACGGGCUGAGCACAGUGUCUCAUGACUAUCUGAAAGGCAGCUAUGCACUGGAUCUGGAAGCGGUGAAGCAGGGGGCCAGCAACCUGCCCCACCUCAAGACAACACUGGUUACCUCCUGCAAGCGACUUCAUGGGGAGGUGGAUAAGGUCCUAAACGGUCUGGAGAUCUUGUCCAAGGUGUUUGACCAGCAGAGCUCCCUCAUGGUCUCUCGGAUGAUACAGCAGUCGGGCAGUCAGGGAGGAGACCAGGAGCUGGAUAACCUCGUCACAAAGCUUUCCAUCCUCAAAGACCUGUUGUCUUCCAUUGAGAAGAAGGCCCUGAAAGCACUUCAAGAUAUGAGCUCCACAGGACUCUCUCUACCUAUCAUGCCUUCCACACGCCACAGCAAAUCCAUCCCUGUACAAGCCUUUGAGGCGAAGCUGGAGGUGAACCUGGCUGACCUCACGAAGAUCGGGAAGUCUCAGAAGCACACGCUGAGCGUGGAUGUGGAGGGGGGAAAGCUGGUGGUGAUGAAGAAACUGAAGGACUCGCAGGAGGACUGGAACACCUUCACUCACGACAAGAUCCGUCAACUGAUAAAGUCCCAGCGGGUGCAGAAUAAGCUGGGGAUCGUGUUCGAGAAGGAGAAAGACAAAACCCAGAGGAAAGACUUCAUCUUUGCCAGCGCUAAGAAAAGGGAAGCUUUUUGCCAGCUCUUGCAGCUGAUGAAGAAUAAACAUUCCAAUCAGGACGAACCGGACAUGAUAUCCAUCUUCAUUGGAACCUGGAAUAUGGGCAGCAUCCCCUCUCAGAAGAACAUCAGCUCCUGGGUGCUGUCCAAGGGCCUGGGGAAGACUCUGGACGAGAUGACGGUCACCAUCCCACACGACAUCUACGUGUUCGGAACACAGGAGAACUCCGUGUGCGACAAGGAGUGGGUAGAGUUCCUGCGGGGGGCGCUCAGGGACUGCACAGAGAUCGAUUUUAAACUGAUUGCCACUCAGACUCUUUGGAACAUUAAGAUUGCUGUGCUGGUUAAACCGGAGCACGAGAACCGAAUCAGCCAUGUGGGCAUGUCCAGUGUGAAGACGGGCAUCGCCAACACGCUGGGUAAUAAAGGGGCGGUUGGGGUUUCUUUCAUCUUCAAUGGCACCUCCUUUGGGUUUGUGAACUGCCACCUCACCUCCGGAAACGAGAAGACAGCCAGGCGGAACCAGAACUACCUGGAUAUCUUGCGGCUGCUCUCCCUGGGGGACAAGCAGCUGAACUCCUUUGAUAUCUCGCUCCGAUUCACACACCUCUUCUGGUUCGGGGACCUCAACUACAGGCUGGACAUGGAUAUCCAGGAGAUCCUAAACUACAUCAACAGGAAGGAAUUUGAGCCCCUUUUGAAAGUGGAUCAGCUGAAUUUGGAGAGAGAGAAAAACAAGGUGUUUCUGCGAUUUGCUGAAGAUGAAAUCUCUUAUCCCCCAACCUAUCGCUAUGAGAGAGGUUCCAGGGACACCUACGUGUGGCAGAAACAGAAGCCGACGGGGAUGAGGACCAAUGUUCCCUCGUGGUGUGAUAGAAUUAUGUGGAAGUCCUACCCAGAGACGCACAUUGUGUGCAACUCGUAUGGCUGCACUGAUGAUAUUGUCACGAGCGACCAUUCCCCAGUGUUUGGGACUUUCGAAGUGGGGGUAACAUCCCAGUUUGUCUCCAAGAAAGGGCUGCACAAGUCUGCUGAACAGGCCUACGUUGAGUUUGAGAGCAUUGAAGCCAUUGUGAAGACUGCCAGCCGCACCAAAUUCUUCAUCGAGUUCUACUCCACCUGCCUGGAAGAGUUUAAGAAGAGUUACGAGAAUGACAGCCAGAGCAGCGAUAAUAUUAACUUCCUGAAGGUGGGCUGGUCGUCCAAACAGCUGACAACGCUGAAGCCAAUACUAUCAGAAAUUGAAUACCUGCAGGACCAACACUUGCUGCUUACGGUCAAAUCACUUGAUGGAUAUGAGUCCUAUGGGGAGUGUGUGAUUGCUCUCAAGUCUAUGAUUGGCAGCACAGCCCAGACGUUCCACACCUACCUGUCUCACCGCGGGGAGGAGACAGGCAACAUUCGCGGCUCCAUGAGGGUGCGAGUGCCAUCUGAGAGAAUGGGCACACGGGAGAGACUCUAUGAAUGGAUCAGCAUUGAUAAAGACGAGACCGGAGGGUUGAAGGGAAAACAGACUACAGGCCCCCGUGUUAACCACGAUUACGUCAAGCCAACUGCCCGCAAGCCUGUGCAGGGGGAGCCGAUGGGGAAGGUGUUUGAGGAGAGUGAGCGGAACCCGACUCACCUUACAGGACGCACCAGCUUCCCCCUGCCCUCCACGCCCAAGGAGGAGACCAUGCAGACAAGGCCCAAGCAGGACUCCUUAGACGGGGACCCCUCCAGCAGCAAGAACAGCUACAAUAACCCUGCCUACUACAUCCUGGAGGGCGUGCCAAACCCAGCUGCUGCAGUGUCACCUGAAUCCGUGCCAGGCUCCGCUCUCCCUCCUAUAGCCAGCAAGGGGUCAGCAGCGCCUGGCAAGAACAAGACCCCUGCGGGUGGUGCAACUCAACAGCGCAGGCAGACCGGCGGACGCUCCGGCCGCCUGAAGAGCGAGGAAGGGUCCUCGGAAGAAGAUGGGACUCCGGCAGCACCGGGUAGCGGUGGCACACUGAACCGGCCUCCCCCAGACUUCCCGCCCCCUCCCCUCCCAAAAAUUGCCAUGGACAUGACUGAGAACCCCUUUUAUGCUUCCAGCAAGGAAGUCAAAAUGAGAAGCAUCUACCCGGAUCUUGCAGACAUCCGGAUUCCAGCUCACUCCAAACCUCUGCCCUCGCCAGGUUAUCUGCCCCCUGCAUCUGCUGUGGGAGGCGGAGCGGGAGCCUUUUGUCUGGACCCUCCGCCCUCGAUGAACGCCGGGGGCUUCCGGAGGGGUGGGGGCAGCACCGGUAUGGAUGACCAGUCCUGCUCCGUGCUCCAGAUGGCCAAGUCCUUGAGCGAGGUGGAGUACCAGCCCUGUCGGGACAGGAACCCCCCCUUGCCCCUGAAGGGCAUGGCGCCCCCAUCCCUCCGUGGCAUGGUGCUGCCUGAUUCCUGCCGUACCUUCCCACCCCACGCCAUCAGAGAGAGCAUUGAAGAGGUGCUGUCUGAAGAGGUGUCCUGGCAGGGUGGCAGCAGCAGUUCCAGCCUGUCGUUCGAGUCGAGCGUUGGGGACUGGCUCCGUCGGCUGGGCCUGGAGCGCUACGAGGAGGGGCUGCUGCACAACGGCUGGGACGACCUGGACUUUCUCAGUGACAUCACAGAGGAGGACCUGGAAGAGGCGGGUGUUAAUGAUCCGGCUCACAAGAAAAUUAUCCUGGAAAACCUGAAACUGCAGAAAUAACCAACCACCUGCCUUUGAGAGGCCCUACAGACACCUUGCCCUGUCGUGCCUUCAAAAAAAAGGAAUUGCACUGUUAUUUGAACAUUUUACUCAGAAAACAUGUUUUUAUCUCCUAAUUUUUGUUGUUCUUAUUUAAAUGACAUCCGGUUGAAACUUUAUAACAUUAUAAAUAACCAAGUUCUCUGCAAAAGAUACUGAUGACGCAAUGGCUUGUGCCAUUGCAAACCUAUGCUGUGCCUAGGAGAUCUGUGGUGUUGUUUUUGCAACAUUAUUUAAAGGGAAAGGUUCAAACCAAAAAAGCCCUGGCACAGAAUGACUCUCUUGGGCGUGUCAAAGAUUCUGUAUUGUGCAGCCCCGUUUCCAGUCUAUCCUCUUCAUCUAACCCAGCCUUUUAGUAGUUAACGGUUAGCUACGAUAAGAUGAGUGACUGGGGCAUUUGCAGGACCUUCCACAGCAACCAGUGCAUAUCAUGGGUCACCAUGGCAACAUCCCUGGGAUUAGCCAAUGCACACCCCCUCCACAGGCCACAACAUUAUAUACACUGUGUUCUACUACUCCCCUGUGAGGUGUAAUGAAAGGUCUGUAAAACAAAGGGCUUCAGUAUUGCUGUAAGAUUUAAUAGGAGAAAUGUAAUUCGUUGCUGUGCUGAGAACAUAUGUAUUUAUUUGAUUUGUGUUUUUCUCCCUCAAUGCAGCUUGACAGGACUUUGUAAUCUCGCUGUGUAGUUAAAGUACCUUUCACAGUAGCUUGAUCGGUGUAACCUUUUGUGACAGUGGCUCUCCGUACCAUAAAAUUUCAAUAACUUAAUUUAUUUAUUUUUGUAAGCCAGGAAGUUUAUGCUGAGUUCAGUGCAGGUGCAAAGUGGCAGACUGAUAACACUGCAAAAUAAAGACAGUUGUUUUUUUUUCCAUGAAGCCUCCAGAUUCGACAGAGCACACUCCAGUGUUAAAUACUAAUAGAGGGAAAACAAUAUGCGACAAUAUGUGAACCUGUGUUGUUUUCAUCAGCCAGCAGGGGGUGCUGCAGAGCUGUUAAUGUAAUUGCAAACCCUUCCUGGUCUCUAAUCACAGCCUUGUGCACGGGCUCUAGUUUGGGUGGAGGGGUGCUACUUUGCAACACAUGCACUGUUGUUGCAAUAUAAGCAACAAUGAAAGGGAGGAAAGGGAGGAAAUGGAGGAUAAUCCAGUUCUGUAAAGAAGUGUAUUUAUGUGUUCAAUGUUACCUGAGAAUAACUAACUUACGAAAUACAGUGGGGUUUAUUUUUAAUAAACGUGUUACUUACUGUU